Molecule: messenger RNA, 4901 nt
Organism: Pogonomyrmex barbatus (red harvester ant)
Lineage: Eukaryota; Metazoa; Arthropoda; Insecta; Hymenoptera; Formicidae
Gene: LRR
Product: capping protein regulator and myosin 1 linker 1 leucine rich repeat protein
Biological process (GO): regulation of Arp2/3 complex-mediated actin nucleation; cell migration
Cellular component (GO): plasma membrane; lamellipodium
Molecular function (GO): protein binding
Source: RefSeq, a predicted model, not a curated record
ACUGGACAGAGAGUCUCUGACGACAGUCUCAAUGGUAUUUCACUUGAUAUUCAGAGCCUAAUUGCGGUCAUCGUCACCGAUCAUCGGUUAUCGUCGCAGACAGGUCCAAUCGUGGACAGGUGCUAACAUGGCUGCUGUUGUACUGCUUGCUCGUCUUCUCGUGACAUCGCCCUUUGUUCCGACAAUAUUCUUUUAAUCGACGAAAAGUAAGAAAAACUCGGGAGAAAGGAGAGAAAAAGAGAGAGAAAGACAGGGAGGAGAGAAAGAGAAGGAGAGACGACACAUUAGAUGGAACAUCUCAAUGGAAGACUUCAGCUAGCAAAAUGUCAACCCGGUCGCAACUUACGAAGGAUUUAAACGAAUCGGUGAAAGCACUACUUGGCAAGCAUGUGAAAAUACUGUUAAAAAACGUGGUGAAAUUAGAAACGAAGCAGGAUAAACAAGAAAAUCGCGUUCUUGUAUUUUCACCAUGUCGCCUCUUUCUUCUAUCGGCCAAAGUACCUACAAGAAUUGACUGCCAUUUUCACUACCUGGAAAUAACAGCUGUAGAAUCAAGAAGAGCGAAUCAGCUAUGUUUGACUGUUGGAGAACGAUUUUACAAUUUUACUACAAACAGUGUUGGUGGGGAUACUACAGAAGUAGAUGCCAUGAUAGAGGCCUUACAUACGGCGAUUCGAAAUAUCUUUCCCACAGUACCAUUAAAUUAUAUUAUACGAAAAAUAGAAGUAAUACCAGCUAGCAGAUUGCAAAGUAUACGAGGAAGUGAGUUAGCUAGAAGCACAGAAGCCACAAGGCAUACAGGACCAUGUGGUGGUUUUUCUACUCAGUAUGCAUGCAUGUGUGACUUGCAUGGUGUACCAUAUAGGGAGGAAGUGGCCUGGGAUGUUGACACAAUAUACCUCUCGCAUGACACCAGAGAGUUAAAUUUGAGAGAUUUUGAUCAUCUAGAUCAGAAAGACUUGGUGCCAAUUAUUUCGGCCUUAGAAUAUAAUACUUGGUUUACGAAAUUAAGAGCAUCCCAUCUCAAACUGAAUCAUGAGCCCCUAGAGAGAUUGUUACAUGUCAUGCGAAGAUCUUUGUCCAUUCAAGAGCUUUAUUUGGAUAAUCUUGGAAUUAAAUGGGAUUUCGCUCACAAGCUAUCGUUAGCUUUGAUUUCUAAUGCUAACACAAUACUGCAGACAAUAGAUCUGUCGCACAAUAUGAUCGAAGAUAAAGGAGCCUCUAGCUUGUGUGGGAUAAUAGCCAAGUUAAUGCAAGGUGGUGCUCAUUUGAGUGGUCCUAUCGGCAAAUUGCCUAAAGGUUUGCAGAAAUUAAAUUUGGCUCAUUGUGGAUUAACUGGGAAAGGUGUAAGCCAAAUAGCGCAUGCGUUAAGCUUAAACAGAAGCAUGCCGACUAGCUUGCGAUAUUUGAAUCUCUCGGAGAAUACCUUGAAAGAUGAUGUUAAUAAUUUAUGCAAUUUUUUGGCGCAACCUAAUAGCUUAACACACUUAGAUCUUAGCGGUACAGAUACUACUUUAGAAUGUUUGUUUGGUGCAUUAUUACGAGGUUGUGCAACUAAUCUAGUCCAUCUAAACGUUGCUCGGAAUUCUUUUUCGAGCAAGAAGACCAAAGAAAUACCUCCGAGUUUUAAACAAUUUUUCACGGCAACUCUCUCGUUGAAGUACUUAAAUAUAUCUUCGUGCAAACUACCAUUAGAAGCAUUAAAACAUCUAUUACUUGGAUUGGCAUGCAACGAAAGUACAGUUGGCCUAGAACUUGACAUGAGCGGAAAUAAUUUAGGUUCUAUGGGCGCGCAUGUUCUGGAAUCGUGUAUUCAUGGAGUUCGAUGUAUAGCAUCAUUGGAUAUAUCGGACAGCAACAUGGAUGUUGAUCUAGCACAAGUUAUAACGGCAAUAGGCAAAAACAAAUCGAUAAAGCAAUUAUAUAUGGGACAUAACACCAUUGGCAUGAAAAGCAAACACAUAGCUGUUGUAAUGGAUGCCCUUGUGCAGAUGCUUCAGGAAGACGAUUGCGUUCUUCAAGCGUUACAUCUACCUGAUUCUCGAUUGAAAGGCGAUCUCUACAAUCUGAUCAAUGCUCUUGGUAGCAACACAUGUCUUCAUACUCUGGACAUUAGUGGUAAUCAGAUAGGUGAUCCUGGUGGGAGAUUACUGGCAAAAGCAUUACAGAUUAACAAUCAUUUACGGACCAUUAUAUACGACAAGAAUAACAUCACGUUACAAGGCUACGCGGACAUUGUUCACGCGCUAGAAAAAAACUAUAGUGUACGGCACAUGCCAUUUCCGAUUUAUGACCUGCAGCCUUGUAUGAAAACUUCUACGGAAAAAACGGAGCAGCUGGCUAAGAAAAUACAGGAUUUAUUGCAGAGAAACGUCACGCCGUGUAAGUAUAGUCAUGGACAAGCAUUUCGGCUACAGCAAGGAUUUCUAUUAAGUUCCACACAGCAAAUGGUCGAUAGACUUGUCGUACAAACCCAAGACACUAUUAAGGCUCUCGCAGCGGAAAGCUGUGAUGCUAAUAAUGAUAUCAAUUAUGCAACCGGGCUUAUACAAGAUGCAGAUAAUUCAAAACAGCUAUUGCCAAGAUUACACGAGGUACUUCAAAGACGUGACGAAAAUAAUCCAAUCGAGCUAAAGUUACACGAUAUGGCGAAUGAACUCCAUAAAGUUAUUACAGUAUAUCUACAGGAUUCUUUGGAUGCGAUGUUAAAGUGCGCGAAUGAGCAAUGUCCUACUAUACUUUCACAAAUGGUGAUCAGGGGCGAUGAGAGCGAACCGAUUGUGGUACGAGACGAUCUUCGUAAUACAUGCAAAGAGAAAAACCAAAUCAAUAAUGAAUUCAUACAUACCACUGUUACCGAACAAGCUGGCGCAGAUAUUGUUAAUAGAGUCAACGAGUUAAAUUUAGCAGUUGCGGCGCAUAUAUCUGAUAGAAUCACGGAUGAAGUAAUCGAAUCAUUAUCAAGAAGUUAUAAAACUCUUAUUGGGGAUUGUGAUAGUCGAACAAGAAGCAGCACACCAGAUGUUUUACGACCUAGUGCUGGUUCGAUGAGUAGCGGAAGCGUGAUAGGUGUAACUAGUGCCAGCGGUAUUUCUAUGACUCUACCUCCUGGCAGAGCCAGCCUCAUGUCCGAGGAAGAUUGCCCGCCAGAAACAUGUUCGCUGGCGGAUUCUAUUGGUCAGUGCAUGAGUGAUCGAUCACCAAUGAAAUUGGAUUAUCUUAAUCUGGCAACGCCACAUCUAUCGAACAAACGUAAAAAUCUGCAUGAGAAAUUGAGACCCAAAUCAGUAGUAGAUUCGGUAGAGGGAUUGUCCGCAGAUGAUAUUCCAGAUCUCUUGCCGUCAUUGCCAAAGAGUCAAACGGAAGCUAUCUCAGAAACCGAACACUCAUUGACAGAAUCGUUGGACUCUGUCUCGGAAUUGCCUAAUACCGUGGGUCAGCAAUUGCAACAUUUGGUCAAGUCCAGACCGCGCAGAACAAAAACGCGAGCACCCACGAGACCGAUGUUAAGACCGGAUCAACCGAUCGAUGGUCUCGCUUUGGGCGAAGGUCUUGAUGUGUUUUUCCGACCUACUACACCUACCACACCUUUGAUCUCGCCUACGAGCGAUGAUAGUUCUCUUCAUACUUUUCCAACGGAUGGCAGUCCUAAUCUAUCGUUGACGAGUCACAAGAGCAUUCCACCUGACGUAGAGAAAAAGCAUAGCUGUAACUCGCCGAUGCUGAAAACGCUUUUGGAACCUGCACCACGUUCACGAUCCAGUGACAAUUUGGAAAAAUUUUCUCCCCUAGUUGGUAGAAGAUCACAAGGCGAUUCUCCGCUUACUGCGUCACCACUCGCACGAAGAAAUACUACGGACAGUGCUCAAUCCCAUGAGAGAUGCAAAGGCGAAGCUUUUACAAAGGAAACCUGUAAUAGUGGCGCCAUGAAUGACACGAGCGAUGAUUCUAAAUGCAGUAUAUUAACUAAUGUAUCUGGUAUGAGCCCGCGUAGCUCAUAUGAUGUCGAUGAUACCUUUGGAACGAGCACGGAAAAGGAUCAGGAAAAUCAUAAGAACGUUAUGAAAAAAUCAACUGAUGGGGAAAAAUCUUCGUCCAUUAAACUGCGAUCAACUGGUCAUGAUCUGAGAAGUCCGAUAAACGGUAAUAGCGGCGGCGUCAAAAAUAUGUCUGAAUCGGCCAAGUCUCCAGUAAUGAAACCUUUAACGAAAAAUAGCUCUACGAGCGAUGGGAAAAGCAAUGGUUCGCUUAUGAAAAAUAAACCUACUCCACCAGCAACGGCACCUAAACCACGACCAUGGAGUAUGGCAACCGAUCGGAAAUCCGGAGAAUUUAGCCUGUUAAGCGAUGGCUCUAGUCCGAACACCUCGGCCGGCAAUACACCCGACUCUGGCGACGCUCUCGAUGAAUCAACUGAUAGCGGUGUUAGUGGACCGGCCUCUUUACCGCCAACAUUAUCGGCAAGCAGUACUGCAAGCUCAUUAAGCAAUACGAGUGUGGAGAAAAGAUCAGUGAGAGAAUUGGCAGCAAGCUUGAACAAAAGCAAAAUGGAUAGGAAGGAGAACGAACAUACCGCACCUGCAGCAUGGCGAUCGUUACUUCAACGUUCUGUUGAUCGAGCAGAUGCUAAGGCAACGGAAGUGCCGAAAAUGGUUGAGGAGGCUCGUCUCAGCUUUAAAUUGCGACGUACAUCAUUCUUGCGUGAUUCAAAUUUCAAUUACAACAAUAACGAUGUGGUUGAUGUUUGAUCAAGCUGGGACGGUCAACUAUUACAAGUAUCUUCUUCCAUAUGCGUAUCUGACAUACAAGAGAAUAGUGCUUUUGUCUUCGUGCCAUAGGAAGUCUAAUAUUGUAUAUAUAAAAAGCGUCUUAAUCAAUUUUAACGUGUGUAUGUGUGCGUG